This is a messenger RNA of Drosophila montana, 2981 nucleotides long. It is a transcript of the gene aqz, whose product is annotated as aaquetzalli. Lineage: Eukaryota; Metazoa; Arthropoda; Insecta; Diptera; Drosophilidae. The transcript is spliced from 2 exons. The coding region runs from base 1486 to 2367 and encodes 293 amino acids. The record is from RefSeq and is a predicted model, not a curated record. Gene Ontology annotation, cellular component: nucleus.
UAUGCGCAAGAAUAAGCUAAGAAGAAAAAGUUGAAUAUUGAUUAAAAUUUCUGCAAAAAAAUAUAUAUAUGUAAUUAUAUAUUGUAAAUGUCUUUAAUUUAAGUGAUAUAAAUCAAAUAUUUGUGUAACGUUUAAUAUUUUAAUACGCGUCAAAGUACAACGAGUGAAGCUAAUCGCACACAAAGAAAAACGAGAAGCAAAAGCACCAACUACAAUAAAAAAAAUUAACGCAAAAGCAAAACUUUUCUUGUGUGGCACAACUACUGGAUUGCGAUUGCCCAUGGUCGUCGUGUACUUUGCGAAAAUAAAACAGUAAAUUCUAAAGAAAACAACGUUAAGCAAAACCGAAUCAGAAUCAGUUAAAAGUGUGAUUUUUUUGAGCCUUUGUCUGUAAGUGAGAGGAGAAAGCUUUAAGCGGAAUCCCUUUAAGCAAACAUCCCGUCGCCAUUUUGAAAGUGAUUUUACAUACAUACAAAUAUAAAAAUAUAUACGUACACACACACAUAACCAUUAGAGAAAAUCGUCAACAAAAACAAUUCACAAUUCCCCCUAUAGAAUACCUAUCACAAAAACAAAUUUAAUUGAACUGGCAACAGUGAAAACAAGGCAACUCUUAAAUAUAAAUGCAAAUAAUUUGUAAUAAUCAGUAUAACAAAAGUGGCAAAGAAAAACCCCCCCGUAGCUGCAAAGCAAUCAAUAACUGCGACAAACAUACAGUCGUCUUUUUCACUCUCAUACCGCGUCACCAAAUCAGCGAGUGUGCGAGCGAGCUAGACUGCAGCAACAACAACAAUAUUGGUGUGAAGAGGUUUACAACUCAAAGACCCGGGACCCCGGCUUGGAUGUCAGCUACGACGAUAAGGCAAGAGAAAAAAGCAAGAGUAAGAAAGUUUGGAAAAUUAGCGCUAAGAAGGAUAGCCUAACAAAACAGAGAUAAAUCAACAGACUGAUAAACAAUACAUAAAGUUAAACUAUAUAAAGUAUAUAACUAAAACUGUACAUACAAAACGAGACGCAAACCGAACGCAGCUACAACAGCAAGAAGACGAACAAAAGAGAACUACGUGAGCAGCCGCCCGUUAUCCGCUACUGUGAGAUUGAGCGAUAAGAGUAGGAGAAGAGAGUCCGGUAACAUCGUCACAGUGAAACAAAAUAGACGAGGACAACGGAGACGGAGAGGUGCACAGGCAGCGACGUAGCAGCAGCUUCGCGUUUGAUAUCGAUAAAUAAAAACAAAACAAAAAUAUUGAUUUUAAGUGCGUGUGAUAUUUAACGUUAAGCAUUAAUUUAGCGAAUAACCAAAAACAAAAAAGGCAAAAAAGCAGAAAUUUUAACAAAUAAAUCGAGCGAAGAGAGAGAGAGAUAGAGAGAGAGAGAGAGAGUGCGCUUUGGGUAAAGCUCAGUUUAUAUUGAAGAAACAACAGCAGCAGCAGCAGUGUUGGAAAAGCUUUUGACAGUGAAAACAACGGAAAACAAGAAAUUACUAUGACAUACUCGCACAAUAGUGUUAGAAACAACAUUAAAAUGACAACAGCAUCAGCAGCAAAGUCCAUACGCUUGAAAAAGGGUGCCACAACCCCACCACCAGCAACAACAACAACCACAACAUCAAUAGAAACCGCAACCCCCACGGUAACUGCACAUUCCAACAGUAUUGCCAGCAGUACAAACUUCAACAAUCAGCACUUCCAUCAGCAAGCUUUAAGCACAUCACCCACCCACUGCGCCCCCACCACGCCCAACAAUCGCAUGCAGCAGCAGCAGCAACGUCUGCAGAGCCAAUCCGCUGGCGCCAAUCAGCGUAGCCGCCAACAGCGUCAGUCGCCGCAGCAGACCGUCGGAGGCGGCGGUUUCUUCUUUGCGAAUAACAGCAGGCGCAAUGGCGGCGGCGGCGGUGGUCGCUCGCCACAGUCAGCAGCAGCAACAACAACCAGCAGCUUGGUGCGCCAAUCGCCGGCUACAAUUUUGGGCGGCGGCUUCUCACCGUCUGCGUUUGGCUCGGCACGCAAGCAACGCCGCAGUCCAACAACAACACCUUGCUUUGGUGUGGGCGGCAAAAUAUCGCCACAGCAUCCACUGAUACCCACCGCCUUGACGCAUUUUGCUGGCAGCAAGUGCUUUGACGCACCGGCACCAACGGCACUGCCCAAGCCGCCGCAGCACUGGACGCUGUCGAAGUCCGAGGAGAAAUUGGUGGCCAGCAGUGCUGGUCCCGCCUUGCAGAGCCUGUUGCGCGGCGACAGAUGCAGUGCGUCCAAAUUGAACAUGUCCGGCGGCAGCGGCUAUGUGGUUAAAUCAUCCAAGCGCAAUCUUCUGGAUGAAUUUGAUACGCACAAUCUGAAGCUGUUGCUGAACGUGCAGUCGUAACGCAGAAACAACAUUUACAACAACAAACGCAGCGAAAUGGCAACCACAAUAAACUGAACAUGGAGGACCCAACACGAACCCGUCAAUGACUUGCAAAUAAAAGAGGAAAAAAUGAAAGAAAAAAAAAUUACAAAAAAAUCAAAAAUAUAAAAAUUGUAAAAACUACACUACAAAAAAAAAAAACAAAAAAAAAUACAAAUCAUUUAAACUGAAAAUUUGAACUUUUUUAAACUAAAAAAAAAAAAAAAACAAUAAUAAAAAAAAAAACGAGUAAUGUUUGUGAUCUCAAAUGUAUCAUAAAACAGCAACAAAAUUGAGAAGCUAAAUAGGAAAAAAAAUAAAAUAAAAAAAAAAGAAAACGAAAAAAAAUUGCAAAAUUUAAAAGGAAAGUAAACAAAUGGAAAACAACAACGACAAAAGAUACACAACAAAAAAGAUGCAAAAUUCCCCGUUGGCAACAGCAACAACAACAGCAACACCCAGCAACAAAAUUCAGCUCUUAACUUCAAUAUGCAAACUUUGAAAGGCCAAUCGAUAAUUAAACAAAAAAAAAACAUAAAACCUUAACCUACAAAAAAACAAAGAAACAAACAAAAUAAAAAUGAUUUAUGGAC